GAGCCACCCCCCGCAUGCUGAGGCCAUUCUUGCCGCCUGGUUUUCCCUGCUCGCCAUCUCUCCACACCACCCCCCUCCCGGAGGCGAAACGGUGACGCUCUUAUAAGUAGAGAACGUGCGCAGCCGACCCGUCCCAGCCCGUCCGCGCACCGAUCCUCGAGCGGCAAGGCAUAUUAACCACUGGAAACCAGGAUCAUCAAAGUCGCCAGAGAUGGAAGUUAUGGAGAUUGUCGACAACGAACCCACCGCAGCUCGCGCCUUUCAGUGCGACUGGGAAGGGUGCGGUAAGGUGCGUACUCGCGCCUCCCGCCGCUUGUUCUCGCAGCGGCGAUGCCGCCGUUGACGCAGCCAGCAGCUAACCAGCAGCUAACCCCUCACCAGGGCUUUAACCGCAAGUCCGAUUUGCAACGACACUAUCGGAUCCAUACGAACGAGCGGCCGUACAAGUGCCACCACCAAGACUGCGGGAAGAGUUUCAUCCAGAGGAGCGCCCUGACGGUCCACACUCGCACACACACCGGCGAGAAGCCGCACCACUGCAAGCAUCAGGGAUGCGGAAAGCGGUUUUCAGACUCAUCCAGCUUGGCGAGGCAUCGCCGGAUACAUACAGGCAAACGGCCGUAUAGGUGCGAUCACCAAGGGUGUUCGAAGAGCUUCUGUAGGAAGACAACGAUGGUAAAGCAUUGGAAGCGGACUCACCAACGGGGACCGCAUUCCCCUGAGCUGGACGACAUGAUAUCCGAUGGCGGGAGCGACAGUGCACCUCCAACUCCUGAGAGCCAUACCGCGAUGUCUUGGCGGUCGCACCAGGGGCCCAUCAUGGGCCAGACCGGUCAGCAGCUCCAGCGAGCAGCUUCGUUUGCCGACUUUGGCCAGCACAUGAACAACUACAGCUUGCAACAGCAGUAUAAUGCUCACCGGCACAGCCUAUCAUCCAGCGGCGGCGCCGAGUACCACGGCGCUCCCCACCUCGGCCAGUCUCCCCUUCAACCCCACGGACACCCCCAGCACCAGCAACAACAUCCGGGCGUGCAAAUGCUCCAACGAACAGGAAGCAUUGCGCAUCACAACUACUUCGUGCCGGACCAAAACAAUCCGGGUGUGGCGACGAUGAACACCAACCAACACGCCGCUCCACAGCACCCGCAAUAUCAUCCCCAAGUCCCUCGGCAGGGCGUCGAACGGCUCCCGCUUGAGAUUCCGUCCUAUCCCAACGCGCCCGAUCUGGCAAGCAGCAUACCAAACAGCAGUCCAGGCAGCUAUUCGGCGGCGUCAGGAAGAAGUCCCUCAGUACAAGACGCGGGGUUCUACACCCACGUCCCGCCGGGGCAGACAGCGGCGUACGCCCUGCACACCACUAGCUCUGUUGCCCAGCAGGGCCCGCAGAUGAUGGCGUUCCAGGGUCAGCUCCCGCCUACUCAGGCGGCGGCGGCGGCAGCAGCAGCGCAGGUAAUGUCACACACGGCAACCGUACAGCCUGUGCAACAACACCAGCCACACCAACAACAUCAACAAGGCCAAGGAGGCCCACAGCAGCAGACGCCCGAGCAGUACCACCAUCACCACCAACAAGCGCAACAACAAGCGCAACAAGCGCAACAGCAACAGCAACCGCCCCAAGAGCAGGAACAGUGGUAUGACAGCGCGCAAUACCAGUCACCGGUCGAGGUGGCCACCAUUGGCUCGCUGCCGCCGUUCGGGUCGGGAGGCAUGUAUGACCCGUGGGGACCCAAGCUCGAGUUUGAUGACCCCACGAUGCAGAUGCCGAGUGCCAGAAUCGAGAGUAUGUGAGCGGGUGUUAUGACCGUCAUUGCCGUUAUUGCCACCGUCGUUCGCAUUUUCUCGCCACGUUUUGGGUGUUGUCGCCUGCUGCGUCGUUGCUGUCGCUCCGCCGAAGAUGACAUGAGCAUCGAUCGCAGUGUUGGCGGCCUCUUGUUCCGACCUUCAACCUGGCUCCUUCUCCUUUCUUCUCGUAUAUUCUUGAUCCCCUGUCACUUUGAAUUCAUCAAUACCCCCUCGUUUUAACCCUUCACCCUUAUAUCUUAUCCCUUUGAUGUCAAUACCCCCUUUCUUCUAUUCCGGGACUGCCUGCCUUGUUGCCGGUUGAACCCGUGUACCAUCA
Molecule: messenger RNA, 2122 nt
Organism: Thermothelomyces thermophilus ATCC 42464
Lineage: Eukaryota; Fungi; Ascomycota; Sordariomycetes; Sordariales; Chaetomiaceae
Exons: 3
Coding region: 331-1791 (486 amino acids)
Biological process (GO): regulation of transcription by RNA polymerase II
Cellular component (GO): transcription regulator complex; PcG protein complex
Molecular function (GO): DNA-binding transcription factor activity, RNA polymerase II-specific; RNA polymerase II cis-regulatory region sequence-specific DNA binding
Source: RefSeq, a predicted model, not a curated record